Ostreobium quekettii is the source of this 1581-nucleotide messenger RNA. The record is from the annotation of a GenBank genome assembly. NCBI's taxonomy places the organism in Eukaryota, Viridiplantae, Chlorophyta, Ulvophyceae, Bryopsidales, Ostreobiaceae.
AUGGGGCCCCGGGCCCGGUCGCCAUCCGUGUGCCGCAGGCGCCCACAUCGGCCGGCCCCCUUCUGUGGUGUCGGCUGGGCCCGUCAACCCCCCGCCGAAAUGCCUUCCCCACAAACGUCCCUGAUUCGACCCGUUGCCCCAAAGCAGUGCAAAGCGCGCCCCCCCGUUUCUCCGCCCCGCCUGUCCGCCUGCCCGCCUGCCCGUCUUGCCCUUCCGCCCCCCCGGCCCCCGCCGAGAGCCGCACAGCCGUGGCCUUGGGCGGCGCCGAGGAUCCGAUCGCCGCCGAUUUGGCCAGAGUCGGCUGAUUUGUUUGAAUUUGGCUCGAGCGGAGGAGCGGCGCGCGUUAGGCGGCGAUCCCCCCUCCCGUGCGGUCGCCCGUCGAUGCUGAACUUCCUGCUGGGCUUGCUCGGCCUCAGGGGCGCCCGGUCCACCGAGCCGGAGGUGGCGGACUUCUGCGCACUGUUCUCCCGCCUGCUCACCAUGCCUUCCCAGACCUGCAAGAGCGAGGCGUACAACCCGUCGGAGUUCUACAGCGACUGCCUGGUGCCACUCGAUGGCAACCUCGCGGCGGCCAGGCGCGGCGCCCGCCGGCGCACAGCGAUCGACCUCGCGAGGUCCAGGCCGUCGCUGGAGCUCGCCAAGGCGGCGGAGGCCUCCCGGGCGGCCAGCGCGGGGCCCAUCGACGCAUACGCCAACAUGACGACUCUCCAGAAGGGCAGGCUGUCCAAGAUUGUUCGAGCCCUCCACACGAGCAGCGGCGAGAAGGUCGUUCUCAAGAUAUACGAUAGGAGCCGUCUGACCGAGGUCCAGGCGGACGACCUUGCCAAGGAGAUCGACAUCCUGGGCCAGAUCAAGGGGUACAAUGGAGUCAUUGAGCUGAAGAAAACAUUCGUCGAUGACUAUUUCAGGACGGUCGUCCUGUGUGACUGCUCUGGAGGAAACCUGCUGGACCGUCUUGCUGCCACAGGUGGUAGGAUGGCAGAAGAAAUGUGUGUGCGACAGGUCGUCAAACCGUUGGUGGACACUUUGGCUUGGCUGCAUGGGAAUGAUAUCGUCCAUAGGGACAUCAAGCCAGAGCACAUCCUGUUUGACGGACAGGGCAAUGCGCGACUCACAGACUUCUUCUCUGCUGCCGUCAUUGGCAAGACAGCUAUGGUGGGCCGCGAGGGCACGCUGGCGUACAUGGCCCCCGAGGUGGUCACCAAGCCCACAGACGAUGAGAUCUUUCAUGAGGUCAUCGACAAUGGCAUCUCCGAGACGGACCUGCCAUCGUAUGAUGAGAAGGUGGACGUGUGGUCCCUUGGGGUGGUCGUGGUGGAGAUCCUGACCGGCCACCAGCCCUUCCUCGCUGACACCCCAGAGCAGAUGGCCACGGUGCAGAAGCAGGAGCUGCAGGGCGAUCGGUGGGGCGGCGUCCUCGACUUCGUGCGCGAUCAGGAGUUCCUGUCGCUACCGGGCCAGGAUUUCCUGUCCUCCAUCCUGAGGAUCGACCCCAAGGACAGGCCCAGAGCCAGGGACCUGCAGUCACACCCAUGGCUCGACAUCACAGGCAGCGACGAUGGUAGCUAUCAGCUGAGUUGA